Molecule: messenger RNA, 880 nt
Organism: Limanda limanda (common dab)
Lineage: Eukaryota; Metazoa; Chordata; Actinopteri; Pleuronectiformes; Pleuronectidae
Product: fibrinogen gamma chain-like
Exons: 6
Biological process (GO): blood coagulation
Source: RefSeq, a predicted model, not a curated record
AUGACUGUGAAUUGCCAGGACGUUACAAAGAAGGGUGCGACCGUCAGCGGUCUUUACUACGUGAAGCCGGGGACGGCCACUGAGCAGUUCCUGGUCUAUUGUGAGAUCGACAGCUUCGGCCGCGGCUUCACAGUCAUUCAGAGGAGACGUGACGGCAGCGUGGACUUCUACAAGGACUGGAUCCAGUACAAGCAGGGCUUCGGUUACCUCUCCCCAGAUGACACCACCGAGUUCUGGCUCGGCAACGAGAAGAUCCACCUGCUGACCAUCAGCUCCAACAUAGAUCAGGGGUGGGCAAACUUUUUGACUCGCGGGCCACAAUGGGUUCCAAAAUUUGACAGAGGGGCCGGGCCAGGAACAGAUGGAUGGCUGGCUGGCUGUGACUUGUUGGACGUGUCUGUGUUUGUUUACGGGUAUGCAGACUACACCAUGUUCAAACUGGGGACAGAGGCCGACAAUUAUCGUCUGACCUACGGUUACUACUUUGGCGGUGACGACGGCGACGCUUUCGAUGGCUUCCACUUCGGAGAUGACCCCAGUGACAAGUUCUACACGUCACACAACAGCAUGCAAUUCAGCACCAGCGACAAGGACAACGACAAGUUCGACGGCAGCUGUGCUCGCCAGGACGGCUCCGGCUGGUGAAUGAACAGAUGCCAUGCUGCACAUUUGAACGGCAAAUACUACCAGGGCAGCAGAUACUCAGAAAAGGAUGCAGGUGAAUUUGGCUACGACAACGGCAUCAUCUGGGUGACAUGGCACGACCACUGGUACUCCCCGAAGGAGACGACCAUGAAGCUCCUUCCCCUGAGCCGCAUCGCAGCAGGCGGCGGACAGCAGGCGGGGGUGAUACAGUUUGGCGGUCUUUGAAUUUAGUAAA